Messenger RNA from Clonostachys rhizophaga, 1431 nucleotides. Lineage: Eukaryota; Fungi; Ascomycota; Sordariomycetes; Hypocreales; Bionectriaceae. The record is from the annotation of a GenBank genome assembly.
AUGCAUUCCCUCACCCUCGGAGCCGCUCUCUUGAGCGCCUUGGUUGCCGGUGUCGCCGGCAGCCCUGCCAGCUCUCUUGAGAAGAGACAGCUCAGCCUUCCUCCUCUGAUCCCAGCCAUCCCUGGUGUCACUGAGCCUCUGACCGACUUGGCUCCUCCUCUGCCUGUCCUCCAGGUUCCUACACCUCCUCUGCCCAGCGAGCCCUUUGAGGUUGUCAACAUCAAGCCCAAGAAGAUUGGUUACAUCUGGACUGGUGCCGGUGACAACAAGCACAAGGAUUUCCUUGCCACUGUCUCCCUCGAUGAUGAUACCUUUGGUAGCUUCAUCUCCAUUACGGAUGUGCCCAGCAGUGGCAACUCCCCUCACCACUUGGGAACAUCCCUCGACGGCAAGCUGCUCGUCGGUGGUGGUCUCCUGUCUCUCCUGAAGACCCAGGAUACCGCGUUCUACUUCGACACUACCGAUCCUUACCACCCCAAGUUCUCGCACAGCAACCGUGCUCUUCUUGCAUCCAUCGCUGAUGAGAUCCGAGCCAAGCCCGAGGGUGGAUUCCUCAUCACCUACAUGGGAAGUGCUCUCGGUACCUCCCCUGGACGCCUGAUUGAGACCGAUGCCGGUGGCAACAUCAUCCACCAGUGGCCCGAGGAUGUUGAGGGCACUCUCAACAUCUUGGGAGAGCAGUUCUCUCCUCACGGUCUCUCCGUCGACUUCGACAAGAACGUUGCCCUCACCUCCGACUAUGUCGUGCCUCUCAGUAUCCUGAAGCCCACCCUUGGCAUCCAGAGGGCCAACACACUUCGUCUGUGGAAGCUCGAUACCCGUACCAUCAUCUCCACCAUUACCAUCCCCGAUGGUGCUGGUAUCCAAGAUGUCAAGUUCAUCCCUGGCCACCCCGAAACUGCUGCUAUUGCCACCGCUGUUGGCCCCGGUCAAGUCUGGGUCAUCUACCCCUUCCGCAAGGACGCCAACGGCAAGCAGGGUGUCGCCGAGCUUCUCUACGACCUCGGCCCCAAGGCUAAGGCCUCCACCGCCAUCUACUCUGAGAUCUCCGACGACGGAAAGUUCGCCUACUUCACCAUCACCCUUGGAAACCACGUCGCUGCCCUCGACAUCUCCGACCUCAGCAACCCCAAGCGCCUCGACGACCCCAACGAGACUCAGCCCAUCAUCGGACCCCACUACGUCAAGCUCUCUCCUGAUAAGAAGAACCUCCUCGUUCUUGGAUACUUCGUCCAGGCUGGUGAUAUUUCCGUCCUGAACACCCCCGGUGACUACAAGGUCCACUGGCUCGACGUCAACGAGAACGGCUCCCUCAGCUUCAACCGCACCCUCGACUUCGAGAACAUCUUCACCAAGACCCGCGGCGGUGCUCGCCCACACAGUGCCGUCAUCUUCGAUCUGUCGGACCCCAACCACCCCAUCUACUACUAA